AUGAAUUACUCGUCUAGAGAAACUUCUGUUGAAUUAAGUGAAUCAUCAUCAAGUGUCGAUCAAAGAAGUAAAAUUGUUGUUGAUAAUAAUGGUGAUUCAGAUAUGGACAUAGAUGAAGCAUUAGUUGAAGCAAUUUCUGAUGUAAAUGAUGACAAUGAAGAUCAAGAAAUUGAUGAAAAUUUAAAUUUGUUACCUAAGAAAAAUAAAUACAGAGUUUAUCCAAAACAUAACGAUUUUACCAAAUUGAUGCAAAAUUUCCAGUAUUUAAAAUUUGCAAGAGAAUGGGUAAAUGAUGAGGUUGAAAGUAUGAAUUCAAAAUUUAUUAAAGAUGCUCCAGCAAUAAAUGUUAGAGAUGGUGAGAGUAUUUUAAAAUGGAAGGGGAUUAUUGAGAAGAUAUUUAAUCAUUAUAAAGGUUUGAAAAAAGCAAUCACAACUCCUAAUGAAUUUGAUCCAGAAGUUGAUAAAGUGAAAAUGAUUUAUUUUGGAGAAGCUUCUGAGAUUGUAUAUUUAAUUCAAAAAUUUGAUGAAAAAUUAUGUGCUGACUUACAAGACGGUAAGUUAUUGCAAUUGAAAGAUAAAAUUCCUGAGGUAGAUGAUUUAACUUUGAAAAUUAUCUGGGAUUAUUUGAAGUCAUAUGUUGAUCCAAAUUUAUCAAAUGAAAUAAAUGAUCGAUUUGCUCAAGCAGCAACAAUCAGAUUAACUACAACUGAUUAUAAGAUUUAUCCAGAAAGAAGAAGAAAAUUUGAAGAACUUGGAAAGACUGAUGAAUUAAUUGAAUUCAUAUUGAAAUUAAAUAAAGGUCAGAUUGGGGGUCAUUAUACUGAUUCAUUUUAUAUUGCUGUACAUAAUAAUUUUAAUAAAUUGUUCUGUCAAAAAUUAGUUCCAAUUUAUAAAAAAUGGGAAAAUGAUAAGACAAUUAAACUUCCUGAUGUUGAUGAUUUUUUCACACUGGUUCAAAAUGAUGUUCGUUUUAUUCCAAAGAGAUUGGAACCUGUUGAAAGUAUUAAUUAUGUUAAAACAACAGCAUCAGAUUAUAGAAAUAAAACUAUGGGAACAAAUUAUAAUAAUAAUAAUAGAGUUUUUAAACCGGAUGUGAAUAAGAGGUUUUAUAAAACCAGUGGAAAUAGAAAUUAUUUGAAUACAUCUCAAGAGAAUGAUGAAAUUGAUAUCAAAGAAGAACAUGAAGAGAAUAAGAUUAAGAAAGAGAAUCAAAAUGAAAACUUAAAUGAGAAAUUGAAAGAAUUAACUAAAAUGGUUUUGUCAUUAUCAAAAGUGAUUGAAGACAAAACAUAA
This is a messenger RNA of Lodderomyces pseudojiufengensis, 1293 nucleotides long. RefSeq lists its product as uncharacterized. The transcript has a single exon. The record is from RefSeq and is a predicted model, not a curated record. Lineage: Eukaryota; Fungi; Ascomycota; Pichiomycetes; Serinales; Debaryomycetaceae. The coding region runs from base 1 to 1293 and encodes 430 amino acids.